CGUAGGAGUAAUGCUCGUUGGUUGGUAUACACCAUAAAUUACUUUACCUAAGUUUUGAUUGACAGAAAGCACGAACUGUCUACAACUUUGUUUUUGAUACUGUUCUGUUAUUAUAUUGUAAGACAGUAUUUUUAAUGAAAAUAAGUCUGCGCCGUAUUACGGGAAUGGUUGCGUUGAACAAUGUUUUGUGGACCUAGAUUCUGGUGUUGUUGAAUUGAGGUUAAGUUGUAAGUAUGGGUGUGAAGUUGUUUGAAUGUUUACCGGUUUUGGAAGCUUUCAAUUUGGCAGAAGAAGACCACCUAAGUAAGGUGGAAUGCAUAGAAUGCUGUGGUCAGGAGCUCUACAUAGGAACAAAUGAUGGGGCCAUCAUUCUGUUCCAGAUAAUGGAUGAAUCCCAAAAAAAUGGGAAAAUUACUUUUACUACCAGAAGAGCAAAACGUAAAGUUAUAGAACAGGAUAAAGCUGUGAAAUGCAUCAAAGCAGCAUCAGCAUUGAACAGACUGCUGGUACUGUGCAAUCAGACCUUAUCCAUUCUUGUAAUGACAGAGCUGCAACCGACUGGAGGUAGCUCGAAACUUCGCUCCAUUUCAACAAUUUGCAUCAAUGAGUUUGCAGUCCUGGAUGAUCCUUUCAGUAUACAGGUGUGCAUUGGACGGAAGCGGCAACUGCAAUUAUAUAAUGUAACAACUGAGAAAGUAAGUUGCAUCAAGGAUAUCACCAUGCCUGAACCAGCUAUCGAGAUUGCUGCAGAUGGUCCAAAUAUUUGUGUGGCACAUCACAAUCAGUAUGUGGUGUAUAACAUAAAUUCUUCUAACAAGCAAAUGCUCUUCUCAUAUGACAGCACCAGUGUCACUCCAAUCAUUAGAAGAAUAGCCAAGGAUGAGUUUUUGCUAACAGCAAAUGAAAAUCUUGGAGUAUUUGCCAAUAUUCAUGGCAUGUCAACUCGACCACCUAUUCAGUGGUCCUACCCGGUUUUAGCCCUAGCAUACUUUCACCCAUUUAUUCUGGGAAUAAGUAAUGAAGUAAUAAUUGUGUACAGUGUUUUAGAUCAACAGCAUAAACAAGCCCUUCCAUUUGUUGGUGGUCGGUACAUUGGGAACUUUGAUGGCAGAUUGUACACUAGCUCAGGAACAGCAGUCUAUGCAAUAUUUCCAGUGCCGUGGCAUCAGCGAAUUGAAGCUCUGCUUUUGGAUGGCAAAGUGGAUGAAGCCCUCAAUUUGACGGAAGAGGUGGAUAUGGCUCGGUUAUCCAAAAAUGAGAUUGACCAUAUUGUGUGCGAAGUGUACCACAAAGCUGCAUUUAUAUAUUUUUCGAGAGGUGACUUUGAUAAAGCACUUAGACUUUUUCAAAGUGGCAACAUUGAUGUUCGAGAAGUUAUAUCAUUGUACCCUGGUUUGCUACCUGCCUCAACAAGCUUUGUGCGUUCAGUCCCUCCUUUGCACACAAUAGCAGAUGUGAACCAGUUGUUUGGUGGGGAUCAGCUGAAACUGAAGGAAGCUAAAAUGUUCCUCCAGAAUUUCUUGGAAAAUGCCAGAGACACAAAUCUAGCACACCGCCUUGAGAUUGACACAGCUCUACUUAAGCUGUACUCUGAAAACAAUGCACUUGAAAUGCACACCCUCAUAUCAGCAGAAGACUUGGAAUGUGAUGUUGAAGAGUGUUGUGAUUCAUUAGAGAAGCACAGGUGUUACCAUGCCCUCGCUUUGUUGUAUUGGCACAAUCAAGAUCAUGCCAAUGCACUUCAGGUGUGGAUGAAAAUAAUGCUGAAAGAAUAUGAAGAUGUUAAUUUUCCAGGGAUGGAAUUUUUCAUUGAUUGCUUAGCAAGCUUGGUGGAUCAUGAUUUGCUGUGGAGGUACGCUGACUUUGUUCUUGGUCAAGAUGAAGAAAAAGGUGUAAAUAUAUUUGUUCAUCGCUCAGAACAGAAGUUGGAAGAUUUGAAGCCUGAAAUGGUUGUCAAUUUCCUUCAUCGUUUUCCAAGAGCUGAACUUAAGUACUUGGAGUAUUUAGUGUUUGAAUUGAAAAUCCAGAUGGAGACAUUUCACACCCACCUUGCAGUCUUGUAUUUGGAGAAAGUGGCUCAACUGAAACAACAGGGAGAUGGAGAAAGUGUGAAUGACGUGCGGCAAAAGCUGCAAGGUCUGUUGCAGUCUUCAAACCUGUAUCGUGCUCAUUUGCUACUAAAUAAGAUGCAAGAAGCAGAACUGCACAAAGAAACAGCUAUUCUUUAUGGAAAGCUGGAAGAACAUGAGAAAGCCCUGGACAUUCUGGUGUACCAGCUGAAAGAUUUUAAAGCAGCAGAAGAAUAUUGUAUUAAUAAUGUGAAAGGGAAAGAUGUGAAAUACAAACACAAGCUGUACUUUAUGCUGCUUUCUGUGUAUCUCAACCCAACAGUGAAGGAUGUGGAACAAGACGGGUGUAUAUUUCAAGCUUUGGACAUAAUGAAUAAUAAGCCACUAGAAUUUAAUGCAAAUGAAGUAGUGAAAAUUCUCCCUGAACCAUGGUCAGUUGCAGCUGUUGACGUUUUUCUGCACAGCAGCUUGAGGAAUGCACUGCAUGAGUAUCGGAUGAACAAGGUUGCAUGUGCAUUUUCCCGUGGCCAAAAUUUGCAGAAGAAAUUUUCUUUGUAUGAAGUUCAGAGGCAUUUUGUUACAUUACAUGAAAACAAUUACUGUGUGGUGUGCAAGAAGCCCUUCGUGGAUGGCAGUUUUGCUCGCUAUCCCAACGAUGUGUUAACUCAUGUGGGCUGUGCCCGCCAGAGCAAUGUCUGCCCUCUCACAGGGCAAGUGUUUCGACCUACUGUCUAGCGUAGUCGUAACAUAAUACACUAACUUUAUUACAGUGAUACAUGUUGGGUUACCUCGUGAAGUCAAAAUGAACUCUUUACAUUUACAGUGAAUUCUCUUUAUUAAGUAUUUGAUACUACCUUAUAGAGGGGUACUGUAUGUAAAGGUUUUGCCAAAUCAUCGUAAUUUAUAGAUUUCAAACACUAAUACAGUGCAUACAUUGGUAUGGAAAUGAUUUUAAAUACAAUUAUAGUAAUUAAUGUACUGGUACUUAUACGUAAAAAACAUUACAAAAAUAUGGAUAUGUUUAAGAAAAAUAAUAUGAGACAGAAACUUUUUCCCCUUUGAUGUAGUUUUCCUGCAUUUCCUUCCAUUUUUUCUCUUUUCACUAUGAUUGCCGACAGUGUCAUUGAAGCAAUAAAAAUAUUUCGUCAUGCCUAAUUUCUGGCAAGUUUCAACAGCUUUAAGAAUUUUUUUUGUAGCAAUAAUAAUGCUUACACAGUUCUUGUUACUCAUGAUUACAGUUUUAUUACAGCAUAGGUGCACAGAAACACAAAUUUUACUAACAUAUUUUUUACAAAAUCAAUUGUAUUUUUACGACACUGUUUAAAAGUCGAACUGUUUGGUUAUGGUAAGGUUAUAUUCAGUAAACAAUAAAUAACAUGACUGCCAUCAUCAUUAGGAGUGUGAAAUCUUCCACAGGUAGGAACUAGAAGAGGGAAAAAAACAUAACCAAACCCUCUAAUGAUCAAAACCAUAAGCAAAUAUUCAUGUAAUUAUUGUGUUGUAUUUUUUAAAAGUGAGAAAAGAAUACUUUACAUAGAGUAUAAUUUGUGACUCACAUCUAAAAAAAAAGACAAUGGCCUAAAGAUAGUUGAAACUAAGAUGGUGUCUUUGGGUUACUAGGUACCUCUUUCAUAACUGCAUAGAGUAAUUUAAUGCUUAUGUUGUUGGUACCCCUACUUUUUAACUAAAAAAAAAAAUUGUAUCAUUUAAAGAAGCUUAAUAUUUAUGGUUAAAUUGUAAAUGAGUAUGAAUAUUAAAAAAAUAUUGCUACGUAUCAAAACACUUCAAUAAAUUGUUCUUAUGUGAUGUAAAUAUGUAUGUAUUAUCGAGGUAAUAUUGACAACAAAAUCCCCAUGUUAUAUAUGCCCAUUGAUUUAGAGAUGCAAUUCAAGGGACAUUUGUUAAUCAUUGUAUCAAAAUGUACAUAUAUGGGGGUGAUACUAGAGAGAGAAUUCACUGUAUAUAUUUUUUUAAAUUGUUAUAUUUGUAAAUGCCUGCACAUUAUUGUAUAUUAUUUGUUGUAAUUGUAGUAGAAUGAAGUUUGUGUUUAUUGACGCACAUUAAAAUAAAUUAUUUGUAUUAUAGCUCAUAACCUUGCUAGUCAGGGAACCAUGAAUUCACUCGCUAAUGUAUUAUUGUUUCCAUGAAGUUGAAAAAAAAAUUGUUGCAUUGUGCUGUGUUAGUUACUCUGCCAUCAUUGUCAGCGAAGCACCUAGAUGUGUGCCAGCAGGGUGUAUUUUUUCUCAAGGUAAAAUGAUGCCUACCUGGUGCUAUUUUGGGCAUGUGUAAGACCUACAAGGGUGACUGGGUGUGCACGUUAAAUGUGCCCACAUGUAAGGCAUUGAACUGGCAUAUUGUUGUCUUUUUGUCUGGCUGCAUGUAUGGUGACCCUGUUAUUUUGUUGUGUACGAGCCAUGACAGAUGAUGAAUGUAUAUGUUACACAUCCCUAACACAUUUGAUCUUCUAGCAUCUGAAUUCUAGCAUAUAAAUACCACUUUGAAAAUACAUGUUAUAGCCAUUUAACUUGCCAAAAUAUAGGUAGCAAGCAGUAAGGUUACAUUUUUCCAUUUAUUGACAAGUUCUGUGCACUCAUUAUUAUACACCCUGAGGUAGGCAGAUCUCUUCGCAAUAAUAGCAAUCAUUAUCUCAACUAGUAUGUUAAAAGAGAUUUUAUUGUAGACUGUGCGGUAACUAACCAGCUAAUGAAAUUUUUUUUUGACCCUAUUUGUUGUAUAUUUACAAAUAUUUUAUUUCAAUUGUUAUUUUGUUUGAUGUUUAUUUACCGGUGUACAAACAGUGUAAAAAUAUCAGAGCACAGAUUGAAUUUGUUUUUCCUUCAUACUCAUUUAGUAUGUAUUUAAUGAAAUAGUGUGUGAAAAAUAUUGACAUGGAAUGUAAAAAAAAUUGUAUGAACUUAAAUUAGUUUUUUCUAAAUGUACCUACAUUUUCAUGCUUAUUUAUGUAUAACUUUAAGAAUUGUUGUAAUCAGUAUUACAUAAAUAAAUUUUAUAUAUUCUAAA
This is a messenger RNA of Bacillus rossius redtenbacheri, 5090 nucleotides long. RefSeq names its product transforming growth factor-beta receptor-associated protein 1 homolog. The transcript has 15 exons. Gene Ontology annotation, biological process: intracellular protein transport; autophagy; endosomal vesicle fusion. NCBI's taxonomy places the organism in Eukaryota, Metazoa, Arthropoda, Insecta, Phasmatodea, Bacillidae. Bases 234 to 2804 code for a protein of 856 amino acids. Gene Ontology annotation, molecular function: protein binding. Gene Ontology annotation, cellular component: cytoplasm; membrane. The record is from RefSeq and is a predicted model, not a curated record.